UGCAUAGUUUACAUCCGGGAUGAUCUCAUCCUGUGAAUGGCGACGCCCCCGUGAACCCCGAAGCACCUGUCACUCUGCCUUCAGUGCUGCGUUCAUAGGCUGCUCGGACAAAAGCCCUGUCCCUUUAUUUGUCACGCAGCCAAUCGGCAGACUAACGUUUCACUCCGUCCUUAAGGCUGAACACUCAUUGGAUAUUAUUGACGUCAAUCAAACGGACGCGUCAGCGGGAUUGGGUGAUUAUCAGUUGGGGGCGGGGUUAAUCGCUAGUUUGACGUUGUUGUUGUAAGUGGUGGAGAAAUUACUUUGUCGCUUGUGGUCCGGUCUGGGAUUCUACACUGAAUUUUUUUUUUUUACACCUGUGAUGCUGGUAAAAAGUUGAGCAGUACUUUUCCUGGAAACUUCCAUCCCACACACAAGUCGAUGUUCGCUGGAAAACUCCCCGGCGGGACGAUGGAAACAUCUCCGAGGCCGUCAGAGGUGUGGCCGGCAGAGUAGCUCUCGCUCCAGGACUGCCCUGCGUUCUCCGCUCGCCUCGUCGUCCUUUGGAGGAGACCAGUGUUCCUGAUUGUUUUUUUACGCCCAGAUGCAAGCCCCCAACCUGUGAAUUCAUGAUCACAUGACCUUGGACAUGGACGCAGUCCUGUCCGACUUUGUGCGUUCUACUGGAGCUGAGCCCGGACUGGCCAGAGACCUGCUUGAGGGGAAGAACUGGGACUUCACUGCUGCUCUCAGCGACUUUGAGCAGCUGCGACAGGUGCAUGCCGGAAACCUCACCUACUCCAUCCCAGAGGAGCAGACGUAUCAGCCGCCGGAGAAGGACAUGGCCCGAGUCGGGCGACCAUUACUCCACCGCCAAGAUGAGGUGGUGCAAGCUUCAGAGAAGCGCCUGUCCAGGGGAAUUUCCCACGCCAGCUCCACCAUCGUUUCCCUGGCGCGCUCCCACGUCUCCAACCCUGGCGGCACCAGCAACGAGCCUCUGCUGGACACUCCUCUGUGCACGUUCCAGCUACCGGACCUCACUGUGUACCGGGACGACUUCCGGAGCUUCAUCGAGAGGGACCUGAUCGAGCAGUCCAUGAUGGUGGCGCUGGAGCACGCCGGACGCCUGAACUGGUGGACAAAGGUGGUUCCAAACUGCCAGAGCCUGCUGCCGCUGGCGACCAGCGGAGACGGGAACUGUCUGCUGCACGCCGCCUCCCUCGGGAUGUGGGGCUUCCACGACCGCGACCUGAUGCUGCGGAAGUCCCUGUACGCGCUGAUGGACCACGGCUCUGAGAGGGAGGCCCUGAAGCGCCGGUGGAGGUGGCAGCAGACGCAGCAGAACAAAGAGUCUGGUCUGGUGUACACAGAGGAGGAGUGGCAGAGAGAGUGGAACGAACUGCUGAAGCUGGCCUCCAGUGAGCCCAGGAUACACUACAGCGCCAACGGCACCAACGGGGCGGAGUCUUCCGACGAGCCCGUUUACGAGAGUUUAGAGGAGUUUCAUGUCUUCGUCUUGGCUCACGUGCUCAGGCGGCCCAUCGUUGUGGUGGCUGACACCAUGCUGAGGGACUCUGGGGGGGAAGCUUUUGCCCCCAUCCCGUUUGGAGGCAUCUACCUUCCGCUGGAGGUUCCAGCCGCUAAGUGCCAUCGCUCCCCGCUGGUCCUGGCGUACGAUCAGGCGCAUUUCUCUGCCCUCGUCUCCAUGGAGCAGAAGGACAGCUCCAAAGAGCAAGUCGUGAUCCCGCUCACCGACUCCGAGCACAAAAUGCUGCCUCUGCACUUCGCCGUGGAUCCUGGGAAGGACUGGGAGUGGGGAAAGGAUGACACGGACAACGUGAUGCUGGCGAGCGUGGCUUUGUCUUUGGAGGCUAAGCUCCAGAUGUUGCACACCUACCUGACGGUCACCUGGCUGCCGCUGCCCUGUGAGCAGGCCCCGCUGGCUCAGCCCGAGUCCCCCACAGCUUCGGCCGGAGAGGACGCCCGAACGCCCCCCGACUCUGGCGAAUCUGACAAGGAGUCGGUCAGCAGCAGCUCCAACGGCAACGGGGACGCCGCCGCGGGACCGACCCUCAACGGAAACGCAUCUUUGGCCAAGAACAGCUCCUCUUCCUCCUCCAGUUCCUCCUGCAGCGGGUCGGGGGGGAAGGACAAAAGUAAGAAGGACAAGGACAAGAAGAGGGCCGAUUCUGUGGCCAACAAACUGGGGAGUUUUGGCAAAAGCCUCGGCAGCAAGCUGAAGAAAAAUGUGGGGGGGCUGAUGACGGGAAAGAACGCGGGAGGGGUCAGUGGCAAGCAGGAGGGGGCAGAGAAGAAGAAAGGCUCAUUUAGGGGCAGGGAGGGCAGCAAGGACAGCUCGCCCUCAGCCCAAGCCUCCGAGGAUUCUGGGAAAGGUUCCCCGUCCUCGGGCAGCGAGCGUCUCAUCGGAACGGGGAGCAGCAUGAGCAGCUGUGGGGGGAGCAGCACCGAGAGUGAGAACUACAAGUACAGCGCGGACGUGAAGGUCAGCCUGGGCAUCCUGCGAGCCGCCAUGCAGGGCGAGAGGAAGUUCAUCUUCUCCAGCCUCCUCACCACCAGCAACCGCCAGCCCUUCCAGGAGGAGAUGAUCCAGCGCUACCUGGCGGAUGCGGAGGAGCGCUUCCGGGUGGAGCAGGAGCAACAGCGCCGGGACGCAGAGAGGAAAGGCGUGGUCAACAGCGUCCAGCCCCCCAAGAAGGAGCCGGUUGGUGGUUCGGAGCAAAAGUAUCGGCCUUAUGAGGCCAAAGAGGAGCUUUCAGACAACCUGUCGCCUCCCUUCAGCCAGUUCAAGUACUCUCCUUUGAGCCCCUCCAUGUACUCGGGGGUGGUACCCAUCCCUCGACCUUCUUUAAUCGAGCCCCCCCCUGCUGCCGUGCCCCUCACUCAGCACCCUUACAUGCCCAACUUCUUGGAUUCUCGCCGUCAGUUAGCGGGCGGUUCUCCAGCGACUUCUUAUUCCGGCCUUCCGUCGUACGCCACCCUCCCCCGGCAUUGCCCCACAUCGCAGGGCCUCUCCCACCCCCACUUCAACAUCUCUCAAGGCCCCUCCUCUUUGAGUCCGCCUCGCCUUGCGCCCUCGUACCCCCCGGAGUUUGACCCGCCGGAUUACCCCGGAGCCGAACCCGCCGCCGGAAGCUACACCAACGGCUUCCGGGACGUGAGCUCCACCCUGGACCCUCGGAGCGGGCAGGCCCCGGUCAGACACUACUCGCUGGGCAGCGCGGGCGGCCUGGCGUGCCUGCAGUCCAGCCGCUGUCGGACACCCAGCUGCAUCUACUACGGACACCCCGAGACUGGAAACUACUGCUCCUGCUGUUACAAGGAGGAGCUGAAGAAGAGGGAGGCGGAACCGGGCAUCCACCGUUUCUGAACGGACCUGACUUCAGCUCCCCGUAUAAGAGUGGCCUUUUCGUGUGUCGUUAAAUUAGAGCGGGGGUGGGGGGGGGGUGUCUCAUUUGUCUCGUUGACCUGGAAAGGUGAAGAGAGUGGAUGGAACCAGGGACAGCGGGCUGGUGUUGGACCUUAGGAUGAACCGACUGCACUUCUGUUUCAUUUUGCUGUGGCUCUUACGUAGGUGUUGUGUAUGAGUGAGUGUGUGUGUGUCUGUGUGUGUGUGUGGGAACAACAGGCUCUCCUCCUUUUGUAAGAGAUCUUCACCUUGCUGCUGUCUCCUCCUAUUGGAGAGAAUGUAAAUGGCAGGCUGAGUACAUGACACUACAGGCAGAAACUUUAGACGUCUGCAAACCCAGGGAAGCAAGCACAAACAGGGACGCUGCGCCCGUCUGCACACGCGUCUGCACACGCAUACGUGGGCCGCUUAAGGGUGUGGAAAGCAUUUAAAUGUCCCAUGAAGAUCUUUUAAGUGUUAAAAUGACGCUGCGGUUAGAUGAUGCUCGCGUCAGUUGUCUAUGGAAACGGCACAGCGCUCGUUGAACUGCUUUCCAGCCUCUAUUUGCAUUAUGCAAACUCAAUCUGUCAUGCAACGCUAACGAUUAACCGCUCGGCAGGCAUGGAAACGCACGUCUGCGCUGCCGUCCCUGACCAAAGCCUCACCUUAUGUCUGACUCGUGAAUCAUUAUACUGGACUUUUAGGGUGUCAACCUCUAACGAUGUUGAGAGCUAUUGACCAGGUCAGGCCACUGACCAGCUUUAUGGAACAACCCAAACUUUCCUAAAAACAAGGUUUUGGCGUCCCUCUGUUAAGGUCUUCCCGCUUUCCUGUUUUCGCCGCGUCAGGUUGCUGGCCGACUCUGCCUUCACUCAUCCGUGCGGUUGAAAGACUCCGACUUCUGCUGUAGAAACACCAAACUAACCGAAGGAUUUUAGCUAAAUCUCCAGAUAUGCGUUUUAUGUCCCAAAGGGACCUUAUGAGUUGGAACAAUAGUAACUGUGUGCUGCAGAGCUGCUGUUUGGAUGUCUAAAGUGGGUCUGAAAAUGCACCGUUCGGUCAGCGGGCCGAGUUCGCAGGUUUCCAGCAGGAAGCUGCAACCCUUUCGUACUACAGGAAGUUAUCCAAACGUUUUUUUUUUUUUUUCGUUUGUUUGUUUUUUUCUGGCUUUCGCUCAGCCAAAUCCAUUCUGCACAGUCCAAGCACUUUCCUGAUGUGAGAUCCUCCCCGCUCGUCUCUGCAGACACUGCCACCUGUUUUCCAGGAAGGAGAGGCUCUGCGGCGCUCGUGUCGCCCACUGACCGAAGAUGCCUUUGUUCCUCAUUUGUCCUCUGACAAACCUCAAGUUUGCUUCCUCGCCUGCAGUUUCCUCCACAACGAUGCCCAAAGAUUAGCGUACGAAUUCUGCAUUUUGACUUUAUGCCCGAUGACGUUAGUAAAUUAGUUUCAGUCUUCCACCCUCAACACUGUUUAAGAUAUUUAAAUAAUGUUUUUGUUUAUUUCCCCUUUAUUAGUGGAAGUAGUUUUCAGCUGUAGGUACUCGACUUGUGUUGGUUCUGUUUGGUUUUUUUUCUGUCUCUAAGGUUAUUAGAAAAGCACAAUUCAGUAUGCAAUUCACUGCCUUGCCCAAAGGAGGGCACUGUUGGGUUUAUUUUCUCUGCAGCUUUUGGCUCUUUCUUUCUUUCUUUCUUUCUUUCUUUCUUUCUUUCUUUCUUUCUUUCUUUCUUUCUUUCUUUCUUUCUUUCUUUCUCUCUUUCUUUCUUUCUUUCUCUCUCUCUCAGCUGACAGAAGGAGCAUUUUCCACAGAUGAAGGUAUCUUCUGUGCUGCUGAAGCUGCUAAAACCGCGAGGGAAUCUCUGAAAUGAAAACACUGACGUUUUCUGGUUUCCGAUAAUAUUUAUAAUAUUUGCAUUUACUGUGUGAAUGUUUCUGUGUUCAUACUUGCGGUUCCUAUUGCAAGAACUCUAGAAAAAAAAAUGAGACCUUUUUAAAAAAAAUAAAUUAAAAAACAAAGAUAGCUUUGUGCUUUCUCCAAAGUAGUAAUCAGAUGACAAACCAUCCUGUUUUUGUGUUUAUUUUUCUAAGAGCCUCUAAAAACGUCUGCCCUCUUUUUUGUUUUUGUUUUUUGGGUAUUUCAUUAUAAAGGAAGCAGAAGGAGAGGUUGUACAAAUAUGUUUCCAUUUAUUUUUGUACGGCCAUAGUUUUACAGUGUUUUUUUGUUUUGUUUUUGUAAAGGAUAAAGAAUGUAUUUUGUCGUCUUCUUCCACGCGUGUGGAUCUGAAGCUCGUCGGGGUAAAAACAGUUUUGGCCGUUGAAGGAGAACCCAGAGGGCCUGCUCACUGCAAACUGACUUCAGUUUGAACCAUUGAAGAAAAUAUAUAUAUUUAUAGAAAGAUUUUGUUCUAUAUAGUUUACCUUUUUUGGUAAUGUUUAGUUGGGAAAAGUUAGGACGUUCUCUCUCACACGGCUAAUUGUUGUGCAGUCUGGCUUUUAUUUCUUAGUUUUAUUUUGAAACAUCUCGAAACCACCGGUCUGCACUCAUACACGCGUCUUUUAUUUUCUGUCCCUUCUGUGAGAAGCAGGAAGUUCCUAACUCAUGACAGAGAACAUGGAAUACCUGGAGCUGCAUGGGACUGAGUCUGUUGCAUGCAAACGGAGAACCAUUGUACCAAGUGCAUUAAUAACUUGAUUUUUCUUUCUUUUUUGUCCCCGUCCUUUGUGUUGGGUUUUUUUAUACAUAUUUUUAUUUUUCAGAGGAGAGCUCCGAUGCCGUGUGACAGUGCAAUCUGGAUAGAACAUCUGAUUUUAUGUUAGAUUGUUAUUAUUAAUAUUAUUUUUUGCACUGUUUGAAUAAAUUCUCAUUGUAUUUCAAACUGUU
This is a messenger RNA of Oryzias latipes (Japanese medaka), 6263 nucleotides long. It is a transcript of the gene otud7b, whose product is annotated as OTU deubiquitinase 7B. The record is from RefSeq and is a predicted model, not a curated record. Lineage: Eukaryota; Metazoa; Chordata; Actinopteri; Beloniformes; Adrianichthyidae. Gene Ontology annotation, molecular function: K63-linked polyubiquitin modification-dependent protein binding; DNA binding; zinc ion binding. Gene Ontology annotation, cellular component: nucleus; cytoplasm. Gene Ontology annotation, biological process: protein deubiquitination involved in ubiquitin-dependent protein catabolic process; protein K63-linked deubiquitination; protein K11-linked deubiquitination.